AUGACGCCGACAAAACGAAAAGCCGCGUCCGACACGCAAACAACAACCUUCACCGCGCGCAAUCCGCCCUGGACGUACCUCAAGCUCCAGCUAAUUCACCAACACCAUAGCAACACCUCUACCUCCGCCCUUCAAACCCCGCUCGACCCCCUAACAGCACGCACAUACCUAUCCUCCGCGCUAUCGCAGUUCCUUGGUCAAAUGGGGACGUCGAUUCCAAUCGACAUCCUCAAAGUUAGUACUGAACCCUCACGAUCUCAAUCACAAUCACAAUCGACAGACAAAACGAUAUGGAUCCGCGUUCCGCGCCAGGACGCGCAAGCUGUCGUCACGGCUGUGAGUUCGUGGAUUGGUGGGGCGGGCUCUGAUACGGCGGACGCGGAAAGUGGUGUUGCGUGGAGGGUGUGUGCGAAGGGAAAUUUUUUGGGGGCGUUGGUAAGGGGGGGUGGGAGGGAUUUGUUUGUUUCCUGA
Messenger RNA from Aspergillus calidoustus, 471 nucleotides. The record is from the annotation of a GenBank genome assembly. Lineage: Eukaryota; Fungi; Ascomycota; Eurotiomycetes; Eurotiales; Aspergillaceae.